CCGCUCCACUGCCUCUGCUUCUCCGCCGCGCCAGGGGGUCAAACUCCUCCAACCGAUCAACGACGCGACGAAGAACACCCCGAACCCGAACCGGAACCAUCCGAGGCCGCCGGAGGCCGGAGCAGAGCGCGCUCCAAGUUGAACCCCCCCCAUCUCCUCUCGACGUCCAAAGCCGCAGGAGAUUAGCAUUAUCUUACUGAACUCCUGCUGCGGAUUAGCAGGUCCACUAUAAUCUUUAUAUGACCUUGUCUGGGAUGGCUGUUGCUUUCAAAGCAAGUACGAGUUCUACCACACAGCAACAUUGGCCGAGUCCAACAAAGGACCGGUGCCAAUAUGGUUUCACUCAGUUAAGCAGGCAAAAGUACAGGAAAAAAUUUGCAGCACUGCAUGUGACAGCUACAUCAGGAAAGCUAGACCUAGAUUUCACUGACCCUUCUUGGAACCAAAAGUACCAGGAAGACUGGAACAGGCGUUUUAGUUUGCCACACAUCACUGAUAUAUAUGAUUUGGAGCCAAGAAGAACUACAUUCUCUUUGAAGAAAAACAGAAUUCCCCUGGGUGAUGGUGAUGGCUCAUCAGCUGAUAUGUGGAACGGUUAUGUAAAUAAGAGUGAUAGAGCCCUUCUGAAGGUGAUAAAGUAUGCCUCUCCUACUUCUGCUGGAGCUUUGUGCAUUGAUCCUGAUUGUAGCUGGGUGGAACACUGGGUUCAUCGUGCAGGUCCUCGUAAGGAGAUAUAUUACGAACCUGAAGAAGUAAAGGCUGCCAUUGUUACCUGUGGAGGGCUCUGCCCUGGUUUAAAUGAUGUCAUUAGACAGAUAGUAUUUACCUUGGAGAUUUAUGGGGUGAAGAAUAUUGUUGGAAUCCCAUUUGGUUAUCGUGGAUUUUUUGAGAAAGGCUUAAAAGAAAUGUCGCUUUCACGUGACGUGGUGGAAAACAUAAAUCUUUCUGGAGGAAGUUUCCUAGGAGUCUCUCGUGGAGGAGCUAAAACUAGUGAAAUUGUAGAUAGUAUACAGGCCAGAAGAAUUGACAUGCUGUUUGUAAUUGGUGGAAAUGGUAGCCAUGCAGGAGCUAAUGCUAUUCAUGAGGAGUGUCGAAAGAGAAAACUGAAAGUUUCAGUUGUAGCAGUUCCAAAGACCAUUGAUAAUGAUAUACUUUUUAUGGAUAAGACGUUUGGUUUUGAUACAGCUGUGGAAGAAGCUCAGCGUGCUAUCAAUUCUGCCUAUAUAGAGGCACGUAGUGCAUACCAUGGAAUUGGGUUGGUAAAAUUAAUGGGAAGAAGUAGUGGAUUCAUAGCCAUGCAUGCUUCUCUUUCCAGUGGACAGAUUGAUGUCUGCCUAAUACCUGAGGUAUCCUUCACACUCGAUGGAGAACAUGGUGUCUUGCGACACCUUGAGCAUUUACUUAAUACAAAGGGAUUUUGUGUGGUUUGUGUUGCUGAAGGUGCAGGGCAGGAUUUACUGCAAAAAUCAAAUGCAACUGAUGCUUCAGGAAAUGUGAUACUUAGUGACUUUGGUGUCCACAUGCAGCAGAAGAUCAAGAAGCAUUUCAAGGACAUCGGUGUUCCGGCUGAUCUAAAAUACAUUGAUCCAACAUAUAUGGUUCGGGCCUGUCGGGCAAAUGCAUCUGAUGCUAUUCUCUGCACCGUACUUGGGCAAAAUGCUGUCCAUGGAGCAUUUGCUGGGUUCAGUGGCAUCACGUCAGGUGUUUGCAACACACAUUAUGUGUACCUUCCCAUCACAGAGGUCAUUACAACACCAAAGCACGUUAACCCCAACAGCAGAAUGUGGCACCGCUGCCUCACAUCCACUGGCCAGCCAGACUUCCAUUGACUCUACUUCAUUAACACCUCUCAGCAAGGCACCAAGAGAAUUGUUAAUCCUGCAAGGGAUUGCUAACAGGAAACUUGAAUAAAUCCGUCUUACGCAAAAAAAAAAAUAGUGAGGUUGGAGGAGCUCAUAGCGAAAUUGCUGGAGCCACUCCCCAGGUCAUUCUGACGCCGUUCUCUUGGUUUGCCCCAUAAGUGAAAAUAAAAAUCUUAUUGCUGCAAACGAUUCUACAAAAUCGCACCAGUACAAAACUGGCGUCAGCACUGAGAUGUUUUAUUGAUGAUGUACUCUGUAUAAUAGGUUAUUGGAUAUUCUUACUAGGAAGUGCAGUGAUCAGAGAUGAGCUUUUGGUUGCAGCGUUUCGAUGUUUGGUGGUGUCCGUCUCGGGAGGUCAAGUAUUGUACUGUGAACUUGUAAUUUCUCUUCUUAAAUGUACGGGUAGAGCGAAUAGCGCUCAUGCCCGUAGAGUAGAAGAAAAUAAUAAAUUCUGUCUUGGAAGUUGGAACUUAAGCCUGGGCCUGGCGCCAACACGUUGCAAGUUGCAAUGGUAGAGCCAUAAGCAGCCCUUUUUCUUCAGAAUCA
Messenger RNA from Sorghum bicolor (sorghum), 2408 nucleotides. Its product is annotated as ATP-dependent 6-phosphofructokinase 5, chloroplastic. Gene Ontology annotation, molecular function: ATP binding; 6-phosphofructokinase activity. Bases 240 to 1829 code for a protein of 529 amino acids. Gene Ontology annotation, cellular component: cytoplasm. Lineage: Eukaryota; Viridiplantae; Streptophyta; Magnoliopsida; Poales; Poaceae. The transcript has 14 exons. The record is from RefSeq and is a predicted model, not a curated record. Gene Ontology annotation, biological process: fructose 6-phosphate metabolic process; glycolytic process.